Kickxella alabastrina is the source of this 2220-nucleotide messenger RNA. RefSeq lists its product as uncharacterized. The record is from RefSeq and is a predicted model, not a curated record. Bases 1 to 2220 code for a protein of 739 amino acids. NCBI's taxonomy places the organism in Eukaryota, Fungi, Kickxellomycota, Kickxellomycetes, Kickxellales, Kickxellaceae. The transcript has a single exon.
AUGACCUCUGCGGACACUGCUGAAGCCAUGCCUCCUUACGAGCGACAGGCAUCCAAUUUAUUCGACUUCCCUGCGCCGCCAGAUCAGCCGCCCGUCCUAGUGCUGCGCCCGGUGCAAACGCCCGACUCUCAGUACCCCAGCAGAAGGCUCAGCGCGGUUGAAGCAAGCCCGCCGGGCUCGCCCAGUCCGACUGAUACGGUCAAUUCAAAAAGUCCGUUCGACAUGUCUUCUGGCCUGAGUAUGAGCAAAUUCAAGCGCUUUUCUAAAUCCACUACCUCCCUGCCAAUGAUGGCGGGAUAUCACGGCCACGGCAUCGCCAAUAGUAUCCAUCUCGGCGAGUACCCGUUACCAUUGUAUAGCAGCAACCCCUACGACUCUAAGCUUCUAUUGCCGCCGCCGCCGCCGCCGCCGCUGUUGAAGCUCAGAGCUGUUAAGUCGCAGUAUAACCUGAAAAGCACGGAAGAGUGCGGACUGCUUUCUGAUUCGAUUUUCUCGAUGGUCAGCAAGGCUGAGCCGAUGGCCGAUAUUACUGACCUGCUGACUCCAAUCGAGUAUCAGUCGUUCGAGUCAGACAUUGGGAAUUCGUCGGGAACCAUCACACUCGUUUCCCACACUCAUGGGUCGUCAACAGGGUCCAAUGUCAGCCAGGAUUGUCAUACACGCGGACCAAUCGACCCGGAUGCCAUGGCUACCUCCAGCGACGGCAGAAGCGUGCAAGUCCAGCUACCGAUAUCCGUCCCUCGCAAGCAAAAGAGCAUGGCGCAGCUGGAGGCACAGUCCAAAAACCGCAACUCAAUGUUUGUCUCGGGCACACUCCUUCCGCCAAUAGUCAUGGGCAGCAGUGACGAGCUGUCGCAGCAAUUCUCGUGGUGCCAGAAGGAUCCCGUCGACACACAGCUGGACAAGCGUGUCCAUCGCACAUCCCGCUACCUAUACGACGUCCCCAGUGGGUCGUCGGGCGGCGGAGUGCACAACACUUUGUCCAAGGCAUUUCAAUGGCCGCAGCGCAUCGGGCGCAACUCAUUCAAAUCCUCAGAUAGACUCAACAACACGGUCGUUGACCAUCACAAGAUAUACGACAUCUACGAAGAGUCAAUUUGGCACACCACCAGCACCUCGCAUAUGGGAUCGGGCUCGGGAAAUGCAGCACCCACUAACACAGCGUCGAUUGGCAAGGGCGAGGGGAGAUUGAACGGUCUGGGCACUUUUGCCAGCACGCACUUGCGGUCCCUGCGCUCGGUCGCGUCGUCCUCUGGCCUGCUACCCUGGCGUCUGAUGAAGUCGGGAAAGCCGCAGACAGGAAAGUCUCCACGAAGCAAGAACGUCGAUUGGGAGUGCUCAAGCUUGUUCUCAAGCUCUGUAUACAGCGACAGCGACUCGAGCAUCGCACUGUCUGCAGUGCACAGAGAUAUGCGCUCUGACAAGAAGCCCACGCGCAAGCCAUCGAUAAUCCAGAUGUUUGUUAAAAAAGCCGGGCUUGGUGGAUUACUGAGCCGCUCGGUCAGCUUCUCCAAGGUCAAUUCGAGGUCCACGACGGCUCUGCGUGGCACACACGGUGGCUUUGAUGCUGGCCCAGUCAUGGGCCCACUGGGAAAAAGUGUUAGGCAUAAGCAUAGCUUCCGGUUUGCCACCGCCAUGCGUCAGGCCAGUAGCUUGCUGAAGGGCUCGCUUAGGGUUGUCGAGAAAAAGCGCGCGCCAAUUCCUGAAGAUGAGUCUGACAUUGUUUCAGCGUACCCAGCCGACUCGGUUCAUGGGCGUGACCUAGACAUGUACUUGUCCAGGUCAGCGUAUCAGUCGCCAGAGAUUUCCGCACCAACAAACUCGGCCACCGUGUGCAACGAAGAAGACGAAGGCAACGAUGAGAGCGAGCUUGAGAGGUCGGCCGAUGAUCGUCGUUCGUCAAAGUAUGCGCCGCCCAAGAGGCCGUCCUACCUCGGUCUGCAUCGCAAGGCCGCCGCUGCCGAGGGCAAGAGCGAGGGCGAGGGCAAAAACAGUGGUGCUAGUGGCGAUAGUAAUACAAAACAACAGUUGUAUUCGGGGAGCGGCGAUGACACAAUUAUCCAACAUCAGUCAUCUCAUCCAACUCCUGCAUCUGCUUCUGCUGGCGGCGCUGCAGCCAGGCUGCGCCCAACGCAGUUUAACUCACCGUUCACCACUCUGCCCUACGGUGCGUAUGCGCAGCUAAAUCAGCUUCGGGGCCGGGCGGAUGGCCCUACGUAA